CUGGGAGCCGCAAGGCGAAGCUGGCAGCUUCCCACAUGUGGUCAAAGUGAUGGGUACAUCGAGAACACCCAUCACUUCCGGGGAGUUCACAGUUACCGACAUAUAUGGAUGGGAUGAUAAUGGUGUAGUGUACUACCAGGCGACAGAGGAGGGGCAGCCGUCCCGCCGGCAGGUGUACGCCGUGCGGGAGGGGGCUUCCCCGCGCUGCCUCAGCUGUGACGUUUACAGCACCGAGGGGAACCCCUGUCAGCGAGCCAGCGCCGAUUUCAGCUCCGACUUCACGUGGUCGAUCUUCACGUGUCACGGCCCGGAUCCACCAGUCCUGUCUGUGCGUUACACGGCCCAAUUCGCAGAUAUCAGCAAAGAUGUGGUGUUGAACUUGGACCUGCGGAGGUCGCUGUCCCGCAAGCAGCUGCCUCAACGCUUGGACGACUGGGUGGAAGUGGGCGACGGAAUGCGUGCACAGGUUCGCAUGUGGCUCCCGCCGGGGCUCGACCCAGAGGGCUCCGAGAAGAGGCCCGCCAUCGUCGACGUGUACGCAGGUCCAGGCUCGCAGAACAUAGACGACUCUUACGAGGUGGGCCUGCACAGCUACUUCGCGACGACGCGGCGUUACGUCUACGUGCUCAUCGACGGCCGCGGGUCUGCUUGUAAAGGCGACCGGGUGCUCUUCUCCGUCUACCGCAGGCUGGGCGGCGUGGAGGUCCAGGACCAGAUAGACGUCACAAAGCGGCUAACGGAGAAGUACCGCUUCAUCGACAGCUCGCGUGUCGCCAUCUGGGGCUGGAGCUACGGCGGCUACGUGACGGCCAUGGCUCUGGCGCGCGACCACGAGGGCGUCUUCAGGUGCGGCGCCUCUGUGGCCCCAGUCGCCGACUGGUUGUACUACGAUGCGAAAUAUACGGAGAAAUACAUGGGGCUGCCCACUCCAGAGGACAACAAGGCAGGUUACAGUGCCAGUGACGUCACGAGACUGGCUGACCGCUUCGCCAACAAGAUGUUCCUGCUGAUCCACGGGACGGCGGAUGACAACGUCCUCUACCAGAACUCCAUGAUGCUAGCGCGCGCCCUCGAGGAGGCGGGCGUUCUCUUCAGGCAGCAGACUUACCCAGAUGAAUAUCACUGGAUAAACGGAUUGAGGACUCACUUGUAUCACACUAUUGAUGCCUUCUUCACUGAGUGCUUUGAUGAACAAUCCCCAUCUCCUCUUAUGAAGAUCACUCAACCCCCGUCCCAUCUUGUGAAGACCACUGAGUCCCCAUCUGCUACUGUGAAGACCACUUAUUCCCCAUCUCCUGCUGAGAAGGCCACUGAGUCCCCAUCUCCUACUGAGAAGACCACUCAGUCCCCAUCUCCUACUGACAAGACCACUCAAUCCCCAUCUCCUGCUGAGAAGACCACUCAGUCCCCAUCUCCUGUUGAGAAGACCACUCAGUCCCCAUCUCCUGCUGAGAUGACCACUCAGUCCCCAUCUCCUGUUGAGAAGACCACUCAGUCCCCAUCUCCUGUUGAGAAGACCACUCAGUCCCCAUCUCCUGCUGAGAAGACCACUCAGUCCCCACCUCCUGCUGAGAAGACCACUCAGUCCCCAUCUCCUGCUGAUAAGACCACUCAGUCCCCAUCUCCUGCUGAGAUGACCACUCAGUCCCCAUCUCCUGCUGAGAAGACCACUCAGUCCCCAUCUCCUACUGAGAAGACCACUCAGUCCCCAUCUCCUGCUGUGAAGACCUCUCAAUUCCCAUCUUCUGCUAUGAAGACCUCUCAAUUCCCAUCUUCUGCUGUGAAGACCUCUCAAUUCUCAUCUUCUGCUGUGAAGACCAUUCAAACUCCAUCUAGUGCUGUGAAGACUGCUGGAAGGCUGAUGGGAGUAGUGGUUGCAACAUUGGCCAGCCUGCAUUUUCUGUAAGGGAAAGAGUUCCACUCUUCUAUCUGUGACAUCUGCUUCAUUGGUGAGAGCCACAUGUUGAUAUGUACAACAUUGGUACAUAAUAAUUGGCCAAUUUUACAAAAAAGAAGAAACAUUUGGGUAAGUGGGCAGAAACUGUUCAUUUGGCAUAGUAACUGCCUUUGGUAACACAGUACAUUUUCAAUACAAAAAUGCUUUUACCACUAGUGCAAGUAGUAUGAGCAAUUAAGUUGUACGAGAGAGCUGUAAGUGGUGAAAUAUUAGAAACUCUGUAUAAGUUAGCCUUAGUGAUAAAAAAAGUGGUGGCAGGAUGUAGAACCCCAUGGUUUUGUGUUUUUGCAUGCUUCCAGUGAUCAAGUGUGGGAGAACCCCAUCCAGCAAGGAGUAGGAUCGCAAUAUCUUCACCAGCAGAUGCUGUUUCUUGUGCAGUUUCUGGUGAUGCAAGUACAGCAGAACAAGGUACACCACAUCUGCACUUAUUAUUCUUAAUGUUAAUGUGCUACAAAAUUGCCAAUAACAGCACACAAACUACAGUUUAUACUGAAGCUAGUUGGGGUUGCACACUGAAUUCUAUAGUUUGAAUGUGCUCACCAGUGUUGAAAAUAAUAGGAGGAUGGUGCAGGGUUGCGUCGUUUGAGCGUAACGUAUUUUGCUCGACAUGCUGCUCUUUAGAAACUAUAUGUAAUGUCGGUAGGCAGUUGCUUUUUCCCUUGCUCAUAGCUAUUAUAGUACGUAUUACAAAUGAAGGUGUCUCUGCACCGAGAAAGACAACGAUAGGGAAGUAUCGAGGGGGAGGUUUGCUCACUUGUGGUAGCAGAAAGUGGGCAAACAACUUCCAUGUUGCCAUGUCUUACAAUGUGUUGCUGAUGAAAACAAUAAAUAAAUCUGUAUCGCCACUGAAAUGUGGCUACUUUGUACUCUGUAGGAUAGUAUUUAUCGCCGUACAGCGUUACUUCUGGUGAGAUAUCCAGAGCAGACUAAUGAGUAAGUAUCAUUGAUUCCAGGGAUUAGUAGAGGGGAAGGGCUAAGUAAUGCGCAGAACGAAUAAAUGGGCAGCUUUUCGACGUGCUACGUCCUAUACUUUCCUAUAACUGUCUGGACAUGUUCUAACAGUCUGCCACUAAUCCAACGAACUCUGAACAUUGGUUUCCUUUCCUCUUACGUUUUCUAACGAAAACUAUUCAACAGUUUUCUUCAGACUCGUGAAUGAAGUUCAUAACAGCAACACAAAAUCCUACUGUGUAUCUACAGACACUCUAUCGUUAUGUUUAUGAGCUGCACUUUGUCCCCUGGGCAACUUUUUCCAAUGUCAUAAUAUCUACUUAAAGUAUCGUGUGGGUGAGCUGAGUGGCGCAGUCGUGAGACACUGAUCUCGCAUUUGUGUGGAUGGCAGCUCAAAUCCCAGUCUAGCCACCAAGUUUCAGGUUUCUAUGAUUUCUUUGAAUCGCUUGGGACAACUUAUGGAAAAUAACUCAAGCAAUUCCUUCUAUGCAAAGCCUUCGCUUCAUCUUUUAUGAGUCCAUCGUCAACAUUACGUUACUGAAUAAAUUCACAAAAGAUAAAUAUUGUUACUGAAAUUUCAAAAUUGUAACUGUGUAAAAAAUCAGUACAUAUGACACAAACAAUUUAUUAUUGUGAUUAAACUUUUUCUUGUAUAUGAGUAUUGAUGGGUAGUUAUAGCUACAAUGCAGAAGAUCACUGUAGUAAUACUGCUAUUUCCUUCAAACUGUUGGAUGAAAUAUUUAAGAGUGACCUAUGUAUUUUUAUGGAGUCAUGUUAUCUAGUCAAUGUAUACUAAUUUGUUCAAGUUGUUGUUCUUAAAACUGUUAUUUAUUUUCUCAUCUGCCUUUUUAUUAGAUUCAGUUACAAUAAUAUUCCCAUAAAAUCAAAAUAUACACAUUUUACAGUGGUCAGUGUAAAUAUAGUGUUGUAAAUAAAGUUUGUCAAAAUGUUGAGUUCAUAU
Messenger RNA from Schistocerca americana (American grasshopper), 3869 nucleotides. RefSeq names its product venom dipeptidyl peptidase 4-like. The record is from RefSeq and is a predicted model, not a curated record. NCBI's taxonomy places the organism in Eukaryota, Metazoa, Arthropoda, Insecta, Orthoptera, Acrididae. Gene Ontology annotation, molecular function: dipeptidyl-peptidase activity; serine-type peptidase activity. Bases 50 to 1906 code for a protein of 618 amino acids. The transcript is spliced from 7 exons. Gene Ontology annotation, biological process: proteolysis.